UAAGAGCGGCUCGAGGAGAUGCAGCCCGAGCCACACGCGCACACCUUAUGUUUAUGUUAACGUUGGUUCGCACGAGAGUAAACAACGGCAACAGCAGCAGCGAAGUAAAGGACCUCGUUCAGGUCCAUACGGUCGCUGGACCGUGUUUUUCCCGGUUGUAGGGCACCGUUUUCCUCGCUGCCGGAGGAGAAACGCUGCGCAUUCCUCCACGCAGAGAGUCACAGAGGGAGACCAACCGACACCCUCAGCGGGGAGAGGAGAGCUGGACGCGGCCUCUUCGCAAGGUGGACCCGGGAAUUCACCCACGGAGGCUCUUGCUAGACGUCCCGUCUGAUGUGUUGGCUGUAUCGCAGACUCUGUGUGUUUGUUUUUGAUGCUCCAAUGACCCACGGCACGCUGUGAUAUCGUUGCUUUGAUGAAUAAUUUACGGUCUCGCUGUCCGAGGCUCGCGCUGCGACUACCAACCGACCGAUGGCUGCUGCGCCCGACGCCGUCUGAACGGGCCCCGAUGGUGGACUAGAGAGCGACACCACGACGAAGACACGGGCCUGAAGUGGAAAGCAGCAAAGGGAAAGAAAAUUAUAAAUUCUUGCAUACUCGUCAGGGUGUUGUGUUGUAGCGCAGAGCCCCGUAGUCAUGUUGCCGAGUCGAUGGGGGAGGAGAGACGGAGCCCCCACUAUCUCGACGCCGACCCAGUGUCACUCCAGAAAAACGCCUUACACAAGUGAUUUGUUAUGAUCUUAGCAGCAUAAGUAUUGUGUUGUAUUUGUUUUUUUUACCUCAGAAACAAUCUUUGAAGAACUGGCUACCUCCUUGUUUUGUAUCAGGUCAGACUUAUAUAAUACAGAGACAAAUCUGUAAGUCGAUGAGCACCGUUUUCACUGUUGAACUGACUUUAAUACCUCAUGAAUCUACCUCAAAUACAACUUUAUUUUCUAGACAACACAACGGGCCGAUGUGUCCCCAAAUGAAUACCUCAACCUCAUUGCUGCGCAUCUUGUAAACUUAGCCUGUGUUUCGGUAACGCUGCAGAUGGCUUCGUUUCCAGACUCGGACCUGCAGACUUGCCCGCUCUGCAAGGAGCUGUGCGGCUCCUCUGCUCCCAUUUCCUCCAGCUCUUCUACCUCGUCAUCUUCCUCACAUACCUCGUCCUCCUCCAGCCAGACUACCAGGAGGCUCCACGUCCUGCCCUGCCUCCAUGCCUUCUGCAGGCAGUGCCUAGAGGGCCAGCGAAGUCCCGGGGACCAGCUGAAGCUGCGGUGCCCCACCUGCGACCAGAAGGUGUCCAUCUCUGAGGCCGGUGUGGACUCCCUGCCUUCCUCCAACUUCCUCUUCAGCAACCUGCUGGACGUGGUGGUGGGCUCAGAGGAGCAGAUCCAGAACAAGAACGGCCACCAUCACCGGGGAGGCCUGGGUGGAGGCUCCUCCAGCUUCCAUCACCCUCAUGGAGGCCUGCUGCACCCUCACCACCUAGGAGAGCCUCAGUGCAGCUCCUGCGAUGAGGAGAACCCAGCCACCUCCCACUGCCUUGACUGCCAGGAGUAUCUGUGUGACAACUGUGUGCGGGCACACCAGCGGGUGCGGCUGACCAAGGACCACUUUAUCGAGUCCCUGGGAGAGAACCUCCACCUGGGCCGGAUGAAUGCCAACAGCAACUCUGGCCAACCAGGGGUGUCGGUCUCCCUCGCGCAGUCCCUGCAGAACAACUUUGCCCUGCUGUCCCUCUUCCAGGAUCGCAUGAGCUUCUGCCAACACCACGACAAUGAGGUAUUCCUGUUCUUCUGUGAAACCUGCUCGGUGCCUAUCUGCAGGGAGUGUAGCGUGGGCCGUCAUAUGGGCCACACCUUUGUUUAUCUACAAGACGCCGUACAGGACUGCAGGACCAUUACCAUCCAGCUGCUGUCAGAUGCGCAGCAGGGACGACAGGCCGUGCAGCUAAGCAUGGAGAAGGUCCAGGCCAUGGCAGAGCAGGUGGAGAUCAAAGCCAAGGUGGUGCAGACUGAAGUGAAGGCCCUUGUCCUCAGACACAAGAAGGCGCUGGAGGAGAGGGAGUGUGAACUACUGUGGAAGGUGGAGAAGAUCCGUCAGUUGAAGGCAAAGUCUCUGUACCUGCAGGUGGAGAAACUGCACCAGAGUCUGACCAAGCUGGACAGCACCAUUGCUGCUGUCAGCCAGGUGCUGGAUGAGGGCCACCACCUCGACGUGCUGCUGGCCAGGGAGCGAAUGCUCACCCAGAUCCAUGAACUCAAGGCUUUGAGGGGCCUACUGCAGCCCCAAGAGGAUGAUCGCUUCAUGUUUACUCCUCCAGACCAGGCACUGUACAUAGCCAUCCAGUCCAUGGGCCUCAUCAGCAGCGGAGCCUUCGCCCCAGUCACCAAAGCCCAUGGCGAGGGUCUAAAAACUGCGCUUCGUGGCAAGCCCGCCUCCUUCACUGUGAUUGGAUAUGACCAUGACGGUGAGCCACGUCUCUCUGGCGGAGAUACAAUGUCUGCGAUAGUCAUGUCAGUCACAGAUGGCAACCUGUCUGCAGCGGAGGUAACGGACCACCAGAAUGGCUCUUACACCGUCAGCUACCUGCCUAAAAGUGAGGGUGAGCACCUUGUGUCAGUGUUGGUGUGCAACCAGCACAUCCAGGGCAGCCCCUUCAAGGUGAUCGUGAAGUCAGGGCGGAGCUAUGGCUCCCUAGGCUCCCAAGUAUCUUCCUUCGGCUGCGAGGGAGAGGGAGAUGGUCAGCUGUGUCGUCCCUGGGGCAUCAGCGUGGACAAGGAGGGAUACGUGGUGGUGGCUGAUCGCAGCAACAACCGCAUACAGAUAUUCAAGCCUUGUGGUGCCUUCCACCAUAAGUUUGGCUCUCUGGGUUCCCGGCCGGGUCAGUUUGAUCGUCCAGCCGGGGUUGCAUGUGACAGUCAGAGACGAAUCAUUGUGGCUGAUAAGGACAAUCACCGUGUGCAGGUGUUUACUUUUGAGGGUCAGUUCCUGCUGAAGUUUGGGGAAAAGGGUACCAAGAAUGGGCAGUUCAACUAUCCCUGGGAUGUGGCUGUCAACUCUGAGGGUAAAAUCCUGGUCUCAGACACCAGGAAUCACCGUGUGCAGCUCUUUGCCCCUGAUGGCUCUUUCCUCAACAAGUAUGGCUUUGAGGGGGCCCUGUGGAAACACUUUGACUCUCCCAGAGGAGUGGCUUUUAACCACGAAGACCACCUGGUGGUGACCGACUUCAACAACCACCGGCUCCUGGUAAUCCGGCCGGACUGCCAGUCAGCUCGCUUUCUGGGCUCCGAGGGCACCGGGAACGGCCAGUUUCUGCGGCCCCAGGGCGUUGCCGUGGACCAGGAGAACCGCAUCAUCGUUGCGGACUCCCGUAACCACAGAGUCCAAGUGUUCGAGCCCAAUGGAAACUUCUUAUGCAAAUUUGGCACACAGGGGAGUGGCUUUGGACAGAUGGAUCGCCCCUCUGGUGUGGCUGUGACACCCGAUGGAGUCAUUGUGGUCGUUGACUUUGGAAAUAAUCGCAUCCUCAAGUUCUAAAAAAAAAAAAAAAAGUUUAUUUUUGCAUUCUCUCCCUCCGUUUACCCUUUUGCAGUUUUUUCAAUGAAGGAAAUGGAGGAGAGAGAAUGAAUCAACAGACACAACAGGAGGAGAGCACAGAGAGGAUUGAGAGCAUGUUGAAGCAAAGGGAAAUUAAAACUGUAAAUGAUAAUUUUUUCAUUUGCAUUGAUAUUCUCCCAAUCAGAUAUCUGUGGUAUGUAUGAUAAAGGGGACCUCUACAAAUUGAUAAUCAGUAGAAAAAGAGCCAUAUUUCCCUUCCUCUGUCUCAGCUGCUCUGAAUUCUCUCUCUAAGCUCUCCUUAAAUAUCCAUCUCAGGGAAUUUCUCACUUUUCUUGAAAUCUUGUACCCUCUGCUCCAUACCUACCUCAUUUAGCUCUUUAUGAAUGUACUCAUAGUCACUGAGCAGAGGUUUUAGUCCGUGAAGUUUUACAAAGAAGAAAAGUCUACCUCUAUACUUUGCUAUUUAAGAGAGACAAAAAAGAAUAGACUGUUCAGUUGAUAUUUGCACAGGAUUAAUGGAAUUCUUGCUGUGCAUUUUGAAAUAUGAGUUAAAGUUAACCUCCUGAAUGUUGUUGCUGAGACAAUACUCAGACCGCUGUAGAGGCUGCAUGAUUUAUUCUCAUUAGAGGGCUUCGCUCGGGGAGGAAACUAGGGUACAGUAGUGUCCUGUUCAUGUUUUUAGGCUACUUAGUUUUUUGUUUAUGCAUCAACGCUUGUCUCUUUGUGGCUUUGUGGAGCUCGUAGUGUCAUGACAGAUUAAGAAGAGUGCACAAAGCGUUGCCAAACUCGAUAGAAUCAAAAUUAGCCCAGGUUACGGUAGGACUGAUUAAAAUGAUCAGUACUUUUCAGACUCUUCCCUCUAGCUUUACUAGCAAAUGCUGAUUGGAUGAAUUUAUUGACAAGUAAAAAAUAUAGAGUUGAGGAAAUGAUCUCCAACGUGACCCCUGAAAUGAUCCCCAAAAUAAGCCCUGUAAUAAAAUAAUCCAAAGUGUUUGAUGAUCCAUACACCCCAGCCCCCAUUUGUGUUGCAUAAGACUGGAUGAAGUAAUGCUUCCGAUAAAACAAGACAACCUGUGUCGCUACUAUCCAGUCAGUUGCAUGCACAACUAAGAUGCAAAGAUCAGUAUGCAAGGAAAGCAGCGUCUCCUUCAAAAGGGAGGACCCACACAAGGAUUUUGGAGAUGGAUUUUCUAAGGUCUGGAUCUAUUAGUGAUUUUAAUGUAAAGAUUUAAUCAUGUAAUUGAAUGACACCUUUUUGGUGAGGUAUGCUGUGUGACAAAAGCCUCACAAGUAGACUCCUAAUUUGGUUGUCCAGAGGACAUUAAUGACAUCAAAUGAAAGGCCUAACAUUACAACCCUUUGGAUUUAGAUUGUGGUUAAAAGACACCCCCUCUGGCUCGUGGGGCCUAGGGUUUAGUCCAAUCCAAUGAGAGGGUGUGAUCAUAAAGCCCUGCCCUAUUUAUUGUUCCUUGGGAGUUGAAGAGACCACUCCUGAUUGAGCGCUAGUAGACCAAUUCCUCUAAAGACGGAGGUCUAUAGACCAAUUACUGGAGUCAAAAGUUAGUGGAGCCAAAGUUAGAAUUUCUGCACAAUGGCCAACCGUAGAUUUGGCAAUUAAAGAAAACAAAAAAAGCCCCUUUAAAACAUUAUCUGAAAUAAUCAUUGUUGCUGGGAAGUCUAAAGUUCAUAGAACUCAUGGAGUUGAGUUCAUAGCACUGUCCAUAUUAGGAUUAGAGUAAUAAAGUGUGCUUGGGUCGCAUUUUAUUGUGCAUGAGUACUUUCACAUCCUGCUAAUACCAAGGCCCUUGUUAUGUGAGGCAGGUUUUGAAAGAAGAUCCUUUUCGUCCGUCUGCAGGGAUGUUCGUGUAGAGAACAGAAAAUACCCACACCAAAGAGAACCCCUUUUGUAUCCCUCGCAUUUAUCGCCUCAGCCCAUCAAACGUUGCCCCAUGUUUAGUGUUAUUAGACGGCCCCUAAGCUCCAAGUAGCAUCUCAGAUUAGCCUUUGUAUCCCAAUCUAAUUACCAUAGAAACUAAUUGAUAUUAACUCUUUGUGGUGAAGGCAUUGUGGGGUUUUAAAUCCCCUUGCCCUUCGUUCAAUCUGUGUCCCACUGGAAGCACUAGCCAAUUAAGGUUCUGUUAGCCACUUCCUUAGCCUAGCAAAGAAUCUUGGGACCUAUGGAAAGAUUCUCUGACUGACUCUCACCUCUGAGGAGAGGGCCCGUCUGCACAUGAUCAGGAUUUACAUCGUCAUAUCUCAGAUAUCCUGUACCUCAGCCGUCAUUUUAUCUCCUUUCUCGUGUACCUUAACUCCUGAAUACCUCAAAUAUGUCACUCAUUGCUACUGUGCAUUUAAACAUUCAUAUACCUCAACUUGUUACUCAUUCUGAAUACCUCAUUUUUACUCUUUUAUUUAAGCAUACCUUGUCAGAUAUUUAUGCAUUACAAAGAUACCUCAUUCUGUGAAUCUUCUCGUGUUACAGUACAUUAAAUGUCCCAUAGCUCUUGGACCAAAGAUCAUGGUACUGUUUUGAGUUGAAAUUAAAUCUGUAUUAUGAUCAUCGCUCCAUCUUCCAACCCUCUACUGUAAAUUGCCUGGUAGUCUAUGCCUUUUAUCACCAAGAAACCAAAUAUUUCAGAUGAAAGCAUUGUGCCAAAAUGAUCUGUGAGAGUUCUGUGCCAAACAGGGUUGGCAUUUGGACCACGCUGUUGUAGACGACAAAUGUCACUGGACCAUUAUAUCAUAGAUACAAAUGUUAAAUCAGAGCACCUGAGAAUAAAUCCUCGCUCUCUGAAUGGAUGCACUUAAGAGGGCUGGGCCCCAUUUAUCUUUACCUCAUGAUAAUGAUGAACAUGCAGAUUCCACUUUUACUUAGUUACUGUGCGCAAGGGGUGAGGGGAAGAGGAUGUGGCCUCUUUAAAAGAGUUAAGAACUUCACAAAUCCGCCUUUGAAUGCACAAGAAUUACCUCUAAUUUCAGCACAAUUUACCAAGAUUUCAGUGUGGAUUUUAGGAAGCUUGAAGUUGGUUGUGGAGGACCUUGAGACAAGUAUAAACUCAACCAUUCGGACUGUUAAACAAACACAUCAGAGGAUUGCGCCUAACGCGUGACAACCGGCUGGUUUAUUAUUUAAGUGGAGCAUUUAGCACAUUGAUGGCGAGCCAGUUUGAUUCCAAACACCCUGCUGCUUUGAACCCAACACCUAGUUUUUUGCUUUUCAGUAUUACUCUGUGAAAUGUUCAUUCAUGUUGCAUCAGUUUUUUUUUUUAUUAAGAUUGCAGAAUUCUAUCUUUAAGAUCCUUAGGUCUUCACUCUUAAAGAGGAAAAUGUAUUUUAAACCUUUAUUUGUUUUUCAUUUUGUUGCAUGCUUUAAAAAGUCCUUGUAUUAUAUUGACGUCUCUCAGAUAGGUGUUUCAAAACUCAGAUGGGGUGGGUAGCUGACUAUUGGGAUGGUUUUUACCAAAAUAUAUACCCAAAGAUGUGUAUGUGUGUUAGGAUUGCGUUGAAUGGAAUUAACCUUUGACCUUUGCGAUUGUAUUUCCUGUUCUCAAGAGGCUCUGCAGAGCACACCCUGUUCAGACAGUCAUACCUCGAUUCCUGACAAACCAAUAGAGGUUUGAGUUUUCAGAUAAAUGUGGAAGGCUGGUGGGCCCCUGGACCAUCAGUGCUUCAUUUUCUUUAACUCCCUCUAAUAUGCAUAAUGUGAGUAGACAUGUUAACAUUCACACUCAAGCCCUGUAACUUUAGGAAGCUGUGAAAGCUUCCUGCUGAGUGUUACCUUACCAACAAUGAUGAAUCCAUAUGGUGGCCAUUUUGUGUUUGACCUAGUAAUAGGAACUCUGUCACUGUCCUGUGAGGAGCAGCUAGGUUUCUCCAUCACAAACUAGCAAUCAGCUCCUUUCCUUGUCUUUACAAGAAUCCAGGAAGUUUGGUGAUGGCUGCUGAGCAUGUGAUUGGUUGACUGCACUCUUGCUCAGCGAGGUUUUUUGUUUUGUUGUUUGUUUUUUAGGGCCCAUGUGGUUUUUGUCCACCAUUUUAUUUCUGGCCUCUCGUGGCUUUAAGAGAGAAAAAGCAAAGCUGCACCAGGUGACGUGUGCAAAGGUCGUAGACCUCCUUUUAAUGAUUGUAUACUCUAAAGAAAGAAAGAAAAGAAAGAAAAAAAGGUUGGAAAAUUUGGAAAGGAAAAAAAAAUAAAACUCAGGUAGUUCUCAGCAGCCCUGCCCUGCAGGUGUCUCAUUGAAACGUGUCCCGUAGUGAUGAUGUAGUGACUCCCCCCCCCGUUAUGACCUCUCCGUACUAGUCUGAUUCUGUGUAGCCAUUUACAUAUUAUAAGCAAAUUAUUUCUAAAUCUGAAACAAUAAGGCUUUUGGUUAGUUCCCACUGAUUAAUCUGUUGUUUUUUUGUUUGUUUGUUUUUUGCCAAUUUUUGAUUUCUUUCACAAAACAGUACAAAUACUUCUCACCACUUGAUGCUCAUUGGCCCUUUUAGAAUGUAUUUUGUGAAGAAAAGGGUUAAAUGGGAUCUUGUUGAUGCUCACUCGCUACAACCGGCUGCUGGUACCAUUACGAGACUACAGAAAAUACUCAACUUCUCUCUUAACCUUUGGUGCUAAAUGUUCCACAUCAGCAAUACUUAGAGUAUUAGGUGGAAUCAUGUGGUUGUAGUGGAACACGCAGCACCGUGUUUAUUUAAAAAAAAAACAGCUUUAACGUCAGAUGUAGGGGUGUUUGGCCCGAGCACGUAACAGCCAGCUCAUCAAAGUCAGUUUGCAUUCUGUUCUCCCAGCAGCUGCUUGUGUGUGGAGUGGGUAUUGUGUUUGUGCGCCGCAUCUGUGUUAAGCAGAAAUCCACUGAAUGUAUCCUCUAACAGUCCAAGAGGCAGAGUGAGCCGGUGGCCAGCUGAGUUUAGAUGGGUGCUGCUGGUGCUUCCUCAGCCAGGCCGCUGUGUGUGUGUGUGUUUAUCAGUCAAACCUUGUGUGUUUGUGUGUAAGUGUGUUUGUGUGUAAGUGUGUGUGUGUGUGUGUGUGUUUGCCAGCACACCUUCCCUCCCUCUUAACACACACUCACACAUCGUGCUGAGUUUAAGUGCAGAUGUCAGGUCUUCAGUCUAAAUAAGGCAGAGUAGACUAUAAUAUAUUGGCCACCUGCUUCUCUCUCUGUACUCUGUGGACUUUAAACAUUUCCUAUGCAGUUUUUUUGUUUGCUUUUUUUGUUUACACUUAAAUAAAUAAAGUUGUAUUUCUUUGACUUCAAAA
Messenger RNA from Dicentrarchus labrax (European seabass), 8800 nucleotides. RefSeq names its product tripartite motif containing 71, E3 ubiquitin protein ligase (gene trim71). The transcript has 7 exons. Bases 1033 to 3525 code for a protein of 830 amino acids. The record is from RefSeq and is a predicted model, not a curated record. Gene Ontology annotation, molecular function: protein binding; ubiquitin protein ligase activity; zinc ion binding. Gene Ontology annotation, biological process: proteasome-mediated ubiquitin-dependent protein catabolic process; protein polyubiquitination. Lineage: Eukaryota; Metazoa; Chordata; Actinopteri; Moronidae.